This is a messenger RNA of Annulohypoxylon maeteangense, 1046 nucleotides long. RefSeq lists its product as uncharacterized. Lineage: Eukaryota; Fungi; Ascomycota; Sordariomycetes; Xylariales; Hypoxylaceae. Bases 77 to 799 code for a protein of 240 amino acids. The record is from RefSeq and is a predicted model, not a curated record. The transcript has 2 exons.
CUCUUUCAUAAUUACCAGCCUACCGGCGCAAGCGUCAUCCACUCGAAAAUUGGAACGAACGGACACGAUUGGGUAUAUGGUAGACCGUGUUUAUACAUGGCUUGAUGACACUUCUGGAUUCUACGGGUUACUCCUUGAGGAAAUUUCGAGAAGAAGAUACCAAGAACCGGACAAAAAAUCAAUACGCUUUCUCACGACAUGCAAUUGGAAGGCCAGCGGGUGCACGAGUCGAAUAAGAGAAUCAGUUAUCGAAAUACUGGAAUAUAAGGUCAAUUACACUGUGGGGAAGUUACGGCCCAAUCCGUCGAAUAUAAAAGAGGAUCCAUGGCUACAGGAAAAAUAUCAGGAAACUUGGAGGAAGAAACUGCAGCAGAGAAAGGGCGUGGUUCAACCAUAUAAUCGUAACAGCUUCGGGUCAACACGAUAUAAUUUCGAACUGCUCAAUAACACGAAACUGCAUCGAUCGAUAGGCCUGCUGCUGGAAGCCGAGCGCCUAAAGAUAUGGAAGCACACGUUGAAAGCACAGGAUCUUUACAAUUGGAUCAAACAUAGGGCAAACCUGUAUAGAUGGAGUGUGAUCGACACGAAGGGCUAUCCAAAGACCGCAUUCAACCCUUCGAAGUCCACAUCCCAACCUUCGACCAGGUCGAGUAUACUUAAGCCUUCGUGUACGUCUUGGUCAACGCCUAUGAAUACACCCAGAGUCCCGUUCGUCACGGUCACCCACCGGUCCGAUAAACCCUACAAGCUCAAACCCUACAAGCCUGUAAUACCAAUGCCCCCUACGCCGCACGAAUAAUUAGUGUGUGUACUUCUUCUAUAACCAUCACCACUUCGCCGUCACUCAAUAUCAAGGGUGGGUUGGUUGAUAUAAUGCAUUGUUUAACAUUGUAUCUCUCCUGGCCGUAUUCAUGUGCUGUUAGUGUCUAAUUUAUUUGCCAUGCAACCUCUUACAUCUUGAUAGGGUGAGAUACCAAUCUUUCCUACCUAGAUGAUGAUUCCACAAGCCUUCGAUAUGUCCCAUAAUCUCGGGAGUGGGUGGGAGU